This is a messenger RNA of Polypterus senegalus (gray bichir), 1220 nucleotides long. RefSeq names its product gamma-aminobutyric acid receptor-associated protein. Gene Ontology annotation, biological process: macroautophagy; autophagy of mitochondrion; cellular response to nitrogen starvation. Lineage: Eukaryota; Metazoa; Chordata; Cladistia; Polypteriformes; Polypteridae. Gene Ontology annotation, molecular function: ubiquitin protein ligase binding; GABA receptor binding. Bases 130 to 498 code for a protein of 122 amino acids. Gene Ontology annotation, cellular component: autophagosome; cytosol; autophagosome membrane. The record is from RefSeq and is a predicted model, not a curated record. The transcript is spliced from 4 exons.
CCGAGCGCCUUGGCGCAGCCGCAGCUUGUGGACGCGAAAGACAAGAACGAACGAGCAGUCGAGAGAACUGGGAGGCGAAAAGGGAAGAAAGAUCGAAAUAAUUCGUGACAACAACACCCCACUCCGAAAAUGAAGUUCCAGUAUAAAGAAGAGCACCCGUUUGAGAAGCGAAGGUCCGAAGGGGAGAAAAUCAGGAAGAAAUACCCGGACAGGGUGCCAGUGAUUGUUGAAAAGGCUCCAAAAGCCAGAAUAGGUGACCUGGACAAAAAGAAGUAUUUGGUACCCUCUGACCUCACAGUGGGCCAGUUUUACUUCCUCAUUCGAAAAAGAAUUCAUCUCCGAGCAGAGGAUGCACUUUUUUUCUUUGUUAACAAUGUCAUUCCACCAACCAGUGCAACAAUGGGCCUUCUUUAUCAGGAGCAUCAUGAGGAAGAUUUCUUCCUCUACAUUGCAUACAGUGACGAAAGUGUCUAUGGGCAGAGGUUGAUGAAAAUCUAGGAACUUAGAGAACUCUGCUUGUCCCUUAUCCCCCUGGCCCAGAACAUAAAGCAGCCUCUACCCCAAAAUGGAGACGCCAAUGCACUUUUUUUUUUCUCCUCCUUGAUUCUGCCUUGGAGCCUUCUUACUGGUUGGAAAGGAGGUGGCGCUGGUGGCAAUUUGUUGAGGAUUUUCUUUUUGGUUGACUUCUUUAUAUGGAUAUUAUUGUUUUCUUGUUCACAAUUACAAAACAACCAUGCUUCAUUUGGCUGUGAAAACCUCAAAAUAAUUUUUAGUUUUUUCUUUUAAUUGUUUAAAUUGCUGGCUUGCGCUUUCUGUACUGUACCAAUAUAUACUUCUGAAACCUUUGUUGGGUUCUUGUUUGAAAACUGGUCCAAAUAGUAGCAACUUUACGUCUUGUGACUGCACAAGUGUUGUAGUUGAAAUUGCUUAUACUGAGAGGAAUGAUACCAUUUGCUGUUCUGCCAAUUAACAUUCUGAGGUCCAAAUAACAAUAAAGUUCCAUUUUGAAUGGUUAAAGGCAUCACUAGUUGAAUAACUAUUGUUUUUUUUGCCAGCUUUGCCCUUUUUUGUAGGUAUCAUCAAUGGCAUUAUGAACAUUUGUCUGCUUCCCAUUAAAAGGGUUAAUUAUUUAAAUGGAGGUGUUGCUGCCACAUUUUUGUUGUUUGAUUACAAAUAUUUAAAUUCCUUACAUUUGAAAAUAAAUGUAACCUAAACACAGA